This is a messenger RNA of Mercenaria mercenaria, 4506 nucleotides long. RefSeq names its product deleted in malignant brain tumors 1 protein-like. The record is from RefSeq and is a predicted model, not a curated record. NCBI's taxonomy places the organism in Eukaryota, Metazoa, Mollusca, Bivalvia, Venerida, Veneridae. Bases 91 to 3522 code for a protein of 1143 amino acids. Gene Ontology annotation, cellular component: membrane. The transcript has 29 exons.
CAAACACAGAUUUUGUUUCAUACAAUUUGUACAUUUGAGCAGAUUUAAUAUUUAACUGGACAUUUCGUACGAGUAAAAGAUGUAUCCAGAAUGAGUACAACGUGUUCCCUCAGCGUGAUUCUGUGGCUGCAGCUUUGUGUUUACACAUUUGUAGAAAGCAACUACCUAGAUGUAAGUGAUAUCAGACUGGUUGGUGGGAGUGGACCUUUCGGCGGACGUGUAGAGAUUCAGAUAGAUGGAGUCUGGGGUACUGUGUGUGACCGGGACUUCCACAUUAAUGAUGCCACAGUGAUGUGCAGGAUGAUGGGUCUUCUACCAACUGGAUUUAUGCCAGGAGCCCAUUUCGGGCAAGGUAGCGGACCAAUAUUUGCUCAAGAGUUCAAUUGCUAUGGCUAUGAGACUGAUAUUGGGUCUUGUACGUUUGAAUCUAACGUAUUUUGUACUCACUCUGGAGAUGUCGGUGUUAUUUGUUCAGAAUGUGGAGACAUUGCAAUUAGAAAUGGCGAAAUGAAUGCAAUAUCCGCUGAUGGGUCUAUACUGACAAUAACAUGUGACGGCGGUUAUGAAACUGAUAAAAACACGAGUAUUUGUCUUAACGGGAGUUGGUCUCCGUCGUCUUUGAUGUGCACACAGAUUGGCUUCCCCUUAAAUAUAUCGGAUAUACGAUUCGGAAAUGGGGUCGGGAUCGCAGAUGGAAGAGUAGAAAUUCUUGUUAACGACACCUGGGGAACAGUAUGUAGCAAUGGAAUUUAUUUUGACGAGGCUACAGUUAUAUGCAACAUGCUCGGAUUCACUGAAGUCUACACUUAUUAUCGCUACUACUAUUAUGGCUAUGGGCAAGGUACAGGACCGGUGUACUUGGCCAAUUUGGAAUGCAAUGGAACAGAAACACACAUCAAUAAUUGCGUCUACGACAUUGCUCAUUCAUGUAGCCACUUCUAUGACAUCGCAGUUGUUUGCAGACACUCAUUGAACGUUACGGAUAUACGUCUGGUAGAUGGGACAGGUCCGUACGAUGGUCGUGUUGAAGUAUACAGCAAUGACAUUUGGGGAACGGCUUGCGAUAAAAACUACGAUUUGGAAGAAAUGGAAAUAUUUUGCAAGAUGCUUGAUCUGAACUUUACAGAAUUUUUCACGACUCCCCUGUAUGGACAAGGAGACGGUCCCAUUCUUAUUGGAAAUCUAUAUUGUACUGGUCUUGAAGAGGACGUCAACAAUUGCACAUAUUAUCCUCCAACUAGAAGAUAUUGCAACCACAAUUAUGAUUUGACAUUAGUCUGCACUCCAUGUGGAAAAAUCCCACAAGGAUAUAUGGAUACAAUCAAUGGCUCUGAAAUUACCGCGAAAUGCAACGAAGGAUAUCAACCCGAAUACUAUAAAUUGACGUGCUUAAGUAAUGGAAGCUGGAUUCAAGAAGAAACAUGUACAUCAAAAUAUGCUUAUCCUCUUGAUAUUGACGAUAUAAGACUGGCAUACUCAUACAUACCUUCAGAGGGGCGUGUUGAAAUUUUGGUAGACGGGGUAUGGGGUACAAUCUGCGACAAUAACUUCAACAUUAAAAGUGCAAACGUUACUUGUCAUAUGUUCGGACUGCAGGUCGUACGGUAUUACACAAAUGCUGCCGGUUAUGGUCAAGGUAGUGGUCCUGUCUACAUAGACAACUUAAGCUGUACUGGAUUGGAAUCUCACGUUAACAACUGCACUUAUGACGUUGCAAACACGUGUACACAUAGUGAUGACGUAUCCGUUGUCUGUACAGGAUACCAGCUAGACAUUACAAACAUUCGCUUAGCAGGAACAUCGGGACCUUAUCAUGGACGUGUUGAAUUGGAAGUCAGUGAUACUUGGGGAACAGUGGGAGAUGAUUAUUUUGGGACAUACGAGGGACGGGCAGUUUGUCGUAUGCUUGGGCUGGAAUUUGAAUCACGCCGCAUUGGAGCAUAUUAUGGACAAGGCUCUGGACCAGUACUAGUUGAUCGGCUCGAUUGCCCUUAUUCAGCAACGCAUAUAAAUCAAUGUAGAUAUUCGGUAGACAACUAUUUUAACACGCAACAUUAUGAAGAUGUCUCUGUCACUUGCUGGGGGCCUUCGCUUAAUAUAACAGAAGCAAGACUUGUAAAUGGGACUGGUGCAUAUGACGGGCGUGCUGAGAUAAAAGUUAAUGGGACUUGGGGAACUAUCUGUGACAAUAAUUUUGAUAUAUUAGCGGCAGACUUAUUUUGUAAUAUGCUUGGACUGAGAGCUGCGAGAUAUUUUACUGGUGCUUUGUAUGGAGAAGGCAGUGGACCAGUAUUCAUUGACCAGCUACACUGUGACCAGUAUGACGCAGAUUUAAGUAGCUGCCAGUAUUUAUUUCUAAAUGAGUGCACACAUGACAGAGAUAUUUCUGUUGUCUGCAAUGAAUGUGGACAGCCAGACAUCUACUACUGGGACAUUGGUUACUUCAGUUACAAAGGCUCCGUCUUGUAUGCUGAUUGCUCUUACUACAAAACCUACGUAGGUACAUUGCAACUAACAUGUGACAACGAAACACAAACUUGGAUAAAGGAGGGCGAAUGCCAGGAAUAUGGUUUUCCUUUGAAUAUAACUGAAAUAAGGCUUGUUGAUGGACUAAAUUCUACAGAUGGAAGGGUCGAGAUUAUGUCUUUUGAUACUUGGGGAACAAUAUGUGAUCAUUCUUUCGGACUGGAAGAAGCAAACACUAUAUGCAGCAUGAUAGGUUACCCCCCCGCUGUUAAGUACUACACCUCGGCAUAUUAUGGCGAAGGAACUGGACCCAUAUUUGUGGACGACCUAAUCUGUGGAGAAAAUACGUCACAUAUUAACAAUUGUACCUACAAUACAUAUGACAACUGCGACCAUGGGGACGAUAUAUCUGUUGUUUGCACAGAAUGUGCCGAACUGGUAAUAGACAACGGAUUCGGCAACUCCUCAGCGACCAAUUACGGUGCCAUCGUAGAGGUUUAUUGCGACAGGAAUUAUAAAGUGGUUGGAGACUCUAUUAUCAUCUGCCAGAUGAAUGGCACAUGGAGUGACAAUCCAACAUGUGCAAUCAUUGAUUGUGGAGAUCCAACACCGGAGCACGGCUUUAGUAACGCAUCUACCACUAUUAAUGGAACAACAGUCUCUAUCGGGUGCAACGAGGGGUAUUAUAUGGUUGGUGAUGACAUAAUCAGUUGUCAGGAAAAUGAAACCUGGACAGAUGAUUCGAUUUGCAAAGUUAAAGAUUGUGGUUACCCUAGUGCACCAUAUGCAGACAUGUCCUUAUCUGACAACAAAACAACAUACGGGGAAACAGUUCUUGUAACUUGCUGGACUGGAUAUACCUUGUCCGGUAGUUCUACUGUGAAGUGCUUAUCAAACGGAAGUUGGGAAAUGAUGCCGACUUGUACAAUUGAGGACUGCGGUGAUCCUACUCCAGUCAAAGGUUCAGUAGACAGAAAUGAAACAACAUUUGGUUCUGUUGUUGAGGUAACAUGUGACCCUGGAUAUAACAUAUCUGGAAACUCAACAAUAGUUUGAGAAGAAGAUGGAACAUGGUCCGCUGACCCAGUCUGUGAUGCAACAGAUUGCGGUAUACUCUCAGUACCAAAUGCUGAUGUUAACUAUUCUCAAGGGACUACUAUUGGAUCUGUUGCCACUAUUGUGUGUGAUAAAGGUUACGACAUAAAAGGCUCAUCACUAGGAAUAUGUUUAGACACUGACACUCGCGCCAGAUGGAACUUUUCUGCUAAUUGUGAAAUACAAGUGUGUGAUGACCCUACACCUGUAAAUGGGCGCAUAUUUCAAACUGACGGAACAGAUAUGUAUGUGUUUCAAAAUUACGUUGAAAUAGAAUGCAAAACUGGGUAUGAACUUCAAGGAGAUAGUGUGAUCACUUGUGACGCUGGAAGUGUUUGGAGUGAUAACACAACCUGUGUGAAAAUUGAUUGUGGAUCCCUCACUACACCUUUGAAUGGAAACAUGGACGCUUCACUAGGGACAAAGUACAAUGCUGCAGUUUCAUUCACUUGUAAAGAAGGAUUUCUGCUAAGUGGUGAAGAAACGACUUUAUGUGGAGAAAAUGGGGAGUGGAGUUAUGAGGCACCAACUUGUGUUGCAAAAUCCGAUGUCGGGGAAAACUGCAUUGAUAAAAAUUACUGUUUAUAUGAGGAUUCAAGAUGCAUAGAGUUUGUUUGCACAUGUAUCACAGGGAUUUAUGACACUCGCACAAAGAAAUGUGAUACAAUGCCAUUACUGCCAUUUGGUGCAGAGGUUGGUGAUCUUGCCAUACCAAAGCGAAGUUUCUGUGGACCAAAAUUACAUUUGACUUAGGCUUUCCAGUUUUUGACAAAAUGCACACCGAUUUGUAUGUGUGCACAUUUGGGUAUGUUAGCUUCGAUAAUCAAUUCAGCAACCCAACGCCUCCAAGAAACAAGAACACUUUACGGAACCUUCAGAGGAGGGUGUUACUUGCACCAUUUUACGGACCAAUAGAUAGGCGAAAAUCAGGAGAGGUGCUCUAUC